CUAAGAAAAGUAGUAUUAAUAUAAUCUGUAUAAAUAGAAUUUGAACUUCAAGAAUGUAUUGAAUUUUUUUUUUGUUCAUGACAGUUGCUUUCAUCUCAAGUAUUUGAAGAAAGUAUAACAAGUUUAAUGGGCUACUUUUUAAGGCCCAUUAUAAUUAGAAGGCCUUGUCCGUCUUUCCGCUCGUGAAACGAACCCAUUAGCUCCGGAUCAUCAGCAUCGAAAACGGCGCCGUAACCAUUAGUUCUGUCUUAACGGCGUCCUUGCGACGUCAGCAUAGCAAACGACGCCGUGUUGUUUUGUUGUUUUUUUCAAUUCUUUUCUCGAUCAAUGGAGUAGCGAGCGAGAAUCAGUUUUCCGAUUGCAAGGGUUAAACGGAGAUGAGAGGGCUGCACCAUUUCAAGAGAAUCUCAAUCUCUCGAUCUCUCUUCUCCUUCUCUAAUGCCACUUCUCCUGGGGCAGUAACGACUAGGAGGUCUCUUUAUUCUUUGAGCAGGUCGUUGUUGUCAUCAACCCCGUACGCCGCCGGUGGAUGCUGCCGAGAAACGCCUCCGCUUCAUUCUCCGUGGUCUGCUCUGCAACGCCGCGGUGUUAAGGUUAACGCGAUUCAGCUAAGGGCAGGAAAUGUAAUUGAGCGAACAGGGCGUACUUUUCGGGUUGUAGAAGCAGAGCAUAAGCAACAAGGUAGAGGAGGAGCUUCCAUACAGGUUGAGCUUCGUGAUGUUGACACUGGGAAUAAGCUUAACUUGCGUUUUGGAUCUGAGGAGUCGGUUGAGAAAGUUUUUGUUGAAGAGAAAUCUUUCACGUGUUUGUAUGCAGAGGGAGAUACUGCAUAUCUGAUUGAGCCUAAUACGUUUGAGCAAGUUGAAGUGCCAUUGGACAUAUUUGGAAAAGCUGCUGUAUAUUUAAAAGAGGAAAUGAAAGUUCAGUUGCAGCUGUAUGAUGGAAGAGCUUUAUCUGCAUCUAUCCCUAAGCAUAUCACAUGCACAGUUGUAGAAACACAACUUCCAAUGAAAGGCCUAACAUCAGCUCCUCGGUACAAGAGAGCUCUCCUGGAUAAUGGUUCCACUAUUCAGGUACCAUCUUAUCUCGAGGCAGGUGAAAAGAUUGUGAUAAACACUGAGGAUGACUCUUUUGUUAAGAGGGACAACAAAUGAAACUAUUGCGUAGUCGUUUAAUACUUCUCCUAUGGAGGAUACAUCGGAUAUGUUGAGAAACGUUUGAUAGAAAGAUUAGGGGUUUAGUGUUUAUGAAGCUAUUGCUAUUAUUAUUCCAGUUCUCAUAAUCUCGGAGCUUCUGAGACUUGUGUCGAUUGUCACAAGUUCUAUAUGAAGAAGACUUCCGUUGUGUACAAAGAUUUCAGAAUCAUAAAGGUUAAUUUUUAUGAUUUAUUAAUUUUUCGGCCCAACACCUAUUAAUGCCUUCAAACACUACCGCCGUGUCCUUCAACCGUAUCAACGGACAGUGUUGUGUUGGUCGUACUUUUCAGAUUUAUGUCCAGAGCUCACCCAACUUUGCUGAGCUUCUUGAGGCAUGAAAGCUUCAACAUGGAAAGCAAGGACUUUCCUAUAUAUUCUCGCUUAUCCAGACGAUUUUGAGUCAUCCAGAGGGAAAAAGGUAGAUCAACUGAUAUUAGAAGACGAUGCUCAAAUUUACAUUAGAAACUCCAUCCUUGAGUCAGUGAUGAGUUUUUCCUCAUCUCCUCUUGCUGAUGAUGAAAGUAAAGGUCUAAUCCUUCAGGUGCUA
Arabidopsis thaliana (thale cress) is the source of this 1743-nucleotide messenger RNA. Its product is annotated as elongation factor P (EF-P) family protein. The record is from RefSeq and is marked reviewed. Gene Ontology annotation, cellular component: cytoplasm. NCBI's taxonomy places the organism in Eukaryota, Viridiplantae, Streptophyta, Magnoliopsida, Brassicales, Brassicaceae. The transcript is spliced from 11 exons. Gene Ontology annotation, biological process: translational elongation. Bases 378 to 1154 code for a protein of 258 amino acids. Gene Ontology annotation, molecular function: translation elongation factor activity.